AUGGUCUUGACUGACACAAGGUUACCGGCGGAUCACAACUUCUGGACUCAACUUGGUGCGACUUCGGUAGCGGUUAUCUCCCCUGGAGAUACAGCAGGCGGAGUAGCAGUGGUGGGCUUUAACAAUGAAGCAGUUUUCAGCGAUGUCUGGCGGCAUGAAUCAGGGAGGUUGGUCGCGGUGGAUUCGGGGCAUGUGCUUCUUACAGGAGAUUUGAACAUUGCUGCAGAUCCAAUCAUGGAUAGAACAUCGCAGCAUGGUUCAGAUGCGGAAGAAAAGAGAUUGCUGCAUCUGUGCGCAGCAUGGGAUCUGAAAGACACUUUCCGGACGCUUUACCCCUCACGGCUGGAAUACACCUUUCUGGCGAAAGCAACAAUGACAAGCUCACGUAUUGAUAGAGCGCUGGCAUCGGCUUCUCUUCUUCCGCUUGUCGCAGACGCCUAUCACACUGCGGCUCCUCCUGGUGUUACAACCACUGGUUUGGGAUUACCACUGUGUUGUCGGCGCAAUCUGGAGAAGCGCAAGGUCCGGGGUUGUGGAGGAUGCAAGCGGGCCAGACAAAACUUCCGGGAGGUGGCGGCCCUGCGGCAUGAGUUUAUGGCGGACUCAAGCAGAGGGGAGAAAUAUGAUGAGCUCAUCAAGUACGAAGCUCAGCUUAAAGCAUACCGCGACAGUCAAAGGAGGCGUAAGCAGACAAUGGCGGGGAUCGUAGAGGAGAUGAAUGGGGAGAUUGCGACAAGCUUUCUAACGCAGAGGGUAGCGUCAAGGAAGGCGAAAACAACGAUUAAAGAAAUCGUGUAUGAGGGGAAACGUUAUGAAGGGGAAAGAGAAGUCUUAACAGCAGCAUCGGCCUUCUUUGCCAAACUUUUUGGAGACAAAGGACAUGCUGCCGGAGUAGAUGAGUGGCAGAUGGACUCCUCGAAAACAUUGGAUGAAGAAGCGAGGCAGAGGCUCUCGGCGCCAUGGUCGGAAGCAGAAGUCAAGCAAGCGAUGAAAGAGCUCCCAAGGGGAAAGGCACCGGGGGCAGAUGGGCUGCCGAAGGAACUGUUUGAGGAUAACUGGGACCUGCUAGGGGAGUCGGUAAUGGACUUCAUGCGGGAGUUUGAGAAGUCAGCGACACUACCGAGAAGCACCUCAACAGCGGUGACGAUUCUGCUACAUAAAAAAGGGGAUCGGACAAACAUGGGGAAUUACAGGCCGAUCACCCUGUUGAGUGCAAUAUACAAGAUCGUGGCAAAACUGCUGGCGAACAGGAUGAAGAAGGUGUUGUCGCAAGUCAUCUCAGGAAACCAAUUCGGUUUUGUUCGGGGCAGGAGGCUAGCUGAUGCAGUUAAAGUGGUAGCAGACACAAUUGAUGCAGCGAUAACAGGGAAGGAGGACUGGUACUUACUGCUGGUAGACUUUCAGAAGGCCUAUGACUCGGUGUCGAGGCCUUUCCUCUUCCGCACCUUGGAACGAAUGGGUUUCCCGGCGGAGUUUGUCAAGUGGACCCGGGGGCUACAUGACCAGGCGGCGACUCAGCUGUUGGUCAACGGAUGGCUAGGAGAGCGAGUGGAAGUGGAAUCGGGCGUGCGCCAGGGCUGUCCGCUCGCACCUUACCUGUUUAUCUGCGCAGUAGAACCAUUGAGCCAGGAGGCGAAAAGGAGGAAACUGGGUCUCCGGAAAAGAGGGAGAGGUGGUCUAACAUACCUGGGCUAUGCAGACGACACAACUCUUCUGCUUAAAGGGAAGGAACAGCUGAGCAGGGCGAAAUGCCUCCUGGAAGACUUCAGUGUCCGGUCGGGGCUGCAGGUAAAUCAAGGGAAAUCGACGGUGAUGCCGCUGGGGAAGAACAGACCCAAUCCCCCACCUGCGAACACAGACUACAACUGGGCUGAAAGGGGGAAGCCGGAGAGGUUACUGGGUGUGUGGAUCACGUCAGACGGGAGAGCGGAACCCACAUGGGAAAAGACUCUGGUGCGGGUCAACACGAUUCUCACAAAUUGGGAGAAGCUCCAUCUGACGACGACGGCGCGAGUGACAAUCCUGAAUGCGUACGUGAUGACGGUGGUGUUUUUCCAGGCGCAAGUCGGCGCUGUUGGAAGAGAACCCGAUGAAACAAUGGCUACAAGAGGAAGCGGCGAGUAUGCCCCUGGGAUGGGCGACUCUGUUGGCGCACAAGGCAAUACUGGCGGAAUGGACAUGCGGGAGCACAAGGUGGAAAUCACUUACACCACUUGUGUGGGAUAA
Closterium sp. Yama58-4 is the source of this 2226-nucleotide messenger RNA. The record is from the annotation of a GenBank genome assembly. NCBI's taxonomy places the organism in Eukaryota, Viridiplantae, Streptophyta, Zygnematophyceae, Desmidiales, Closteriaceae.